ACGCUUCACUGAAGGGCUCAAUAACUGGAACGAGCUGGCUGAGAUCAGAUGCAUUGCUCAGGCUGCCCAAAGCAACAACGAGAUAACCAAGCUGGAUUACUACUAGCCCGUGACGGACAAAACACUACGGCUUAUCUAAGGGCAGUAUACGAAGUACCCCAGCUUGUGAAGUGAUUUACAUCGUGGCACCAAUCUCUCCGAAGUCUCCGCUUUCUACAAGCAGCUCCUACAGCCUUGGAUGUGCUGGGGGCUUGUUUGCAGGCGGGAAUAAAACGCAGACACGGGGGUCUCGGGGAGGACAGCAGGGCAAACACCUCCUCGUCCCCGCAGGCGUCCCCUGGCAGUGCCAAAAUCUCCUUUAACAACCGCGUUGACUCGAUAGUUGCUUUAAAACCCUCCAAAAGGACUUCUCACUGAGGCUGACACGCUCGACCUGCCCCAGGACGAGAAGGACGGGCUCCGAGAAGGGACGGCGGCGGCGGGGUAUCGAAGUCGGAGCUGACAGCCCGACCGGGGUCCGGCCGCGCCGCGCCAUGCCCGCCGCCCUCCUGCUGCUGCUGCUGCUCGGCUGCCGCCCCGCCGCCGCCGCCGAGGGCAACGGAGUCCUGAGACCCCCGGGUCCCGGCCUGCAGGGCCCUCCGGGGGCCGCCGAGGCCGCCCCCCCGACGGCCGGGCCCCCCAUGCCGCCCAACGCCUCCCGGGCGGCCGCGCUGCCCAAGGGCUUUGGAGGGGUGGGCGGCGGGCGGCCCCGCUCUGCCUCGCCCCCCAUGUGCACGGGGCAGACGGAGAUCAAGGAGACUUUCAAGUACAUCAACACGGUGGUGUCCUGCCUGGUCUUCGUCCUGGGCAUCAUCGGCAACUCCACGCUGCUGCGGAUCAUCUACAAGAACAAGUGCAUGAGGAACGGCCCCAACAUCCUCAUCGCCAGCCUGGCCCUGGGCGACCUGCUGCACAUCAUCAUCGACAUCCCCAUCAACGUCUACAAGCUACUUGCAGAGGACUGGCCCUUUGGUGUUGAAAUGUGUAAACUAGUGCCCUUCAUUCAAAAGGCAUCAGUGGGCAUCACAGUGUUGAGUUUGUGCGCCCUCAGUAUAGACAGGUACCGAGCAGUAGCUUCUUGGAGUCGAAUUAAAGGAAUUGGAGUGCCAAAGUGGACUGCUGUUGAAAUUGUACUGAUCUGGGUUAUAUCAGUGGUAUUAGCUGUUCCGGAAGCUAUUGCAUUUGACAUGAUUACAAUGGAAUACAGAGGAAAGGAUCUCAGAAUCUGCCUACUUCACCCCACACAAAAAACAUCCUUUAUGAUGUUUUACAAGCAAGCUAAAGACUGGUGGUUGUUCAGCUUUUACUUCUGUUUGCCACUGGCUAUCACAGCACUUUUCUAUACUCUCAUGACCUGUGAGAUGUUACGAAAGAAAAGUGGGAUGCAGAUUGCUUUAAAUGAUCACUUAAAACAGAGACGUGAGGUGGCCAAAACUGUAUUCUGCCUGGUACUUGUUUUUGCUUUGUGUUGGCUCCCACUUCACUUAAGCAGAAUAUUGAAACUCACUAUUUAUGAUCAAAAGGACCCAAAUAGAUGUGAACUUUUAAGCUUUUUUCUUGUGAUGGAUUACAUUGGCAUUAACAUGGCUUCACUGAAUUCCUGCAUCAAUCCAAUUGCUCUGUAUUUGGUGAGCAAGAGAUUCCAAAACUGCUUUAAGUCAUGUUUGUGUUGCUGGUGCCAAUCCAAAGAUCUGUUGUCCCUGGAGGAAAGGCAGUCCUGUUUAAAGUUCAAAGCUAAUGACCACGGAUAUGAUAACUUCCGCUCCAGUAACAAGUACAGCUCUUCAUAAAACAGGCAUAAAAGGUAUAUUCUCUUACAUUAAUGCUGGUGCCUUUUUAAGUAAAAGUGGCAAUUACUUUUAAUGAGAUGGUAACAUUUAGAAAACUCUAGUUCUGUGUUUGCACAAAACUGAAAGAAUAUAAUAAAAAAAAUGCCCGAAAUCUGUGCAACUCUCAAAAUCACGGACAUUUACAAAACUGUAAUCUAUAGCACAUGAGGAAAAGCAUAAAAAGUCAUUGUUAGCACUUGAAUACUUCUGAAUCAGCACUUCCAGAUGAUCCCCACUUCCUGUAUAUUAAACCGUCAUUUGUAUUCCCUGUAACAGUUGUAGGAACUGGAGUCACAGUAAUUACUAAGCAGUAUAAUGUAACUUUAAUUGGAUCAAAGCCAGUAUUAUUAUAUAACUCAAUAUAUUAUCUUUUAUAAAGCAAAUUAACCACCAUCACUAUUGUUUUGUUUUGUUUUGUUUUUAAAAUAAAACCUGAGAUAUGUUGUAAUGAGAGUUUAAACAUAAAAAAGUAGAAUUUUUAUCAGGGAUUUAUAGAGGUAGAUAAUGAAACAUUAAAGGAUGCAGUCAAGUUGAAAGUGCAUUUCACUCUGAUUGUUUUUACCUACUGUUGUUGGAAGGAACUUCCAAGACCUCUAUAAAUACCAUUCUGUAGCCACUUCACUUGUUCAGUGCAUUUGGCAGCACUUGGGUAUGGUCCAUUUCACAGUUUCCAUGUUAUUUGUGUUUAAUGGCAGAGGAGACAAAAAAAAAACCAACAACAAAAGCAAGAAUGCAGAGUAAUAAAACCAUAGAAGCAAUGGCUAGUAUUGGAAACUAGUUAUUUUUAAUUGAAAACAAAUUGAUUGUAUCCCCUGUAAACAAUGGGCAUUCAGGAGCCCUGACGGCUUUCUCAAGAUACAUUUGUGACAACUUACAACUGUUUUUGCAAUCCGUAUACUGUCCUGGGGCAAAAUCCUUCAGAAAAAGCAGGUUGAAAAAAAUGUAACAAAGCAAAACAUUGGGAGAAUUUGAACAUUUGUUUUCAUACAGAUUUAAAUUUUGAUAAAGAAAAAUAAUUCACAAACUGUACUUCUAAAGAACAGUACUAUGUAGCACACUUGUCUUGAUUCUGUUUUAAAAUGUUCUACUUCUGUAGUGCCAUAUUUAUGGGCUUAAGAAGAUGCGUGAUUAGUUUCUGCUUCUGUAAAUAGUUUAGUGAAGCUUGAUUUUUUAUAAGGUAUUAAAAUAUGGGCAGGACCCUAUAAGAAAGCAAAAAGAUGCCUGUAGUAAACACUAUGUGUAUUGCCGGGAGCAAUGCACAUUUUGUAUAUACAUGACAGGUCAUUCUUUGGCUUUUCAUUUCCUAUGAAUUUGUUGCAGAUGUCCCUAAGACUUAUUAACAUAUUUUGUGCACUAAGGCAUGAGUUCUUCAAAAGGAAAAAAAAAAAAAAAAGAGGACAUGUUUUCAAUAGGCAUGGUAUUUUAUUAUAAUAAAAUUAUUUAUCAAAACUCAGGAAUUUUUUUUAAUUUCCAAAUUUCACAUGUAAUUUUUAUCUUUUUUCCAGACGUAAUUAACUUCAGAUAUAUUUUUUAAAUUUUUUAUUUUCCAUAAAGUGCCUUAAAUAUACUCAGGAUGAAAACAGUUUUUCUAAAAUGUUCAGCUGAUAUUGCCUUGGUUGGCGUUCAUCUCAGCUGACUUGAUGUAGCUUACACCUUGCAGACAACUGAAAAUAGGAGAGGUAAACCCCAUCCCUGGUGUUGCCCCAUCAACAGCUAGUGAGUCUAUGCCUGUAAAAACAAACUGAGGAUGUAUGCACAUGCAUUUGAGCAUGUGUGUGCGUUUGUGCGCGUGCAAGUGUGUAUGUUUUCUGCCAUUAGGUUGCUGUUAUCGUCUUUCUCUGCAGCACAUACACCCAACUGCUAUAAUGCUGAACCUUUGAAGAACAAAACUUUUAAUACAUUUAUAUUUAUAAAAUAUUUUUAUUUUAACUUUCACGAUAACUUGCUCAUGGGAAGCCAUGAAUAUCACUUCACCACACCUGCAGCUAUUUCUGUGAAAUGCAUUUCAUCUGUUAAGAAUGGAUAAUCAGUUAAAACCUAAGUUUGAUACUGGUCAGUGUUAUUUUCAUCAAGUUUUAUAUCAUUACAAUAUUGUACGUGUAUAUUAUUGUUAUUUUUUAUUUAAAAUAUAGCUGUUGUAUUGGCAAGUGUGUAACAUAUUUUUCAUUUUUCCUGGACUAACUCUUUGUUAGGACAAGUCCUGCUAAGUCAGACAUUUAGGUUUUGCAAAUAAAGACCAUAUAUGCUGCCCACUUUUUGGAGUAAUAUAUACAUAUUAGCACACUUUUUGUGUGUUUUUUGCAGUAUUUUUACUGAAGAUAUCAUUUUCUUUAAUAAAAUUUUCAGAAAUUCUUCUUUCAUACACUGAAAGGAAUACACAGGAGAGCUCAAAUGCAUUUGUGUUCUAAAUAAAAUUAAACCUUCAGUAAUGAAGACUGGCAUUUCAUAAAGUCCUCAGUACAGCUCUAUUCCUAUGUCCACUGAAAUCAAUGAAUGUUUAACAUUCAUUUCAGUUUAACAUUCAAUUGGAGCAGAAUUAGAGCACAAGAGCUUUUUAAAAUACCAAGCUGAAAUUUGCUGCCUUUAAUAAAAAAUAAAAAAUAACAUAAAAAAAAGCUAAGUACUCUCUUCUUUUUUGGAUGAGGGAGGU
This is a messenger RNA of Cygnus olor (mute swan), 4518 nucleotides long. It is a transcript of the gene EDNRB, whose product is annotated as endothelin receptor type B. Bases 534 to 1829 code for a protein of 431 amino acids. The record is from RefSeq and is a predicted model, not a curated record. Gene Ontology annotation, biological process: enteric nervous system development; regulation of blood pressure; G protein-coupled receptor signaling pathway. Gene Ontology annotation, cellular component: membrane. Gene Ontology annotation, molecular function: endothelin receptor activity. The transcript has 8 exons. NCBI's taxonomy places the organism in Eukaryota, Metazoa, Chordata, Aves, Anseriformes, Anatidae.